AGAACAGGACCAGCGCAUACUCCCUGGUGAAUACAGGUAAGGUGUAAACAGUGUUGAAUAAUGAGGGGUACUCAGUCCUUUGUCUGUUUUUAAUUUCCUGGUCAUUGUCCAUUUUAUUCUGUCGUUGAUAAAAACACAACAUAGUAAAUUCCAUUUAAUUUGUGUUGUGAUUAUACCUUAUACUGUUUUACUGUCACUUUUAUUAAUAAUACGUAUCUAUGUGUACGGCUGUCGUUUCAAGUACCUACUACGUCUACACUACCCAAACCUAUUACACACAACAGUGAAGAGACGGUGUGACAGCUGUUCGCGAGGAUAGGUUUACUGCUAUUUUUAUCAAUUGGUGAAAAAAAACUUCAACGUAGAAGUGAAAUCGACUAAGGGACAACGCAAAAGUCCGUUUCGAUCAGCAGACGUCGACCAAAGCGACCCCCGACGGCCGACGUCCGCUUUUGCGCGUUGCACGACUGAGAACAAAAUCCUAUUUAGUGCUGCUGUUGUCGUCGUUGUUGUCGUAAUCGUUUGGUGUGAACCAAAGAAGCUCACCUGCUUACGCCGUCCUCUCAAAUUGUAACUCCAUGAUAUAAUGAGUGAUUUAGAUACUCCAAUGGAUGUGGAUGAAAGUCAUGAUUCCAAAACACUUGAUAAAAAUGUUGACAUUGUUAGUGAAUGGUCCAAAAAAUUUGAGAACAAUACCUUAACUGAAUCUGACUUUCGUAGCUAUUGGAAAACUUGGGUACCAAUUAUUUUAAAACCAGAAGUCCAAGGAAAUUCUCUAGAUUGGUCAUUUAAUGAACGAAAGGCAGAACAAGUUUUACUCAAUACACUUGAAGAAUUUAUUUGUAAUGGAAAUAGUACUGAAGUAUUACGUGGUCUAACGCAACAGAACUUCCCACCUUCAGUAUGUGGUCGAGUAUUCAAAAUGGGCGAGCCAACAUAUAAUUGUCGAGAAUGUGGAAUGGAUAGUACAUGUGUAUUAUGUGUAGAUUGUUUUAAAAGAUCUCCUCAUAAAAACCAUAAAUAUAAAAUGGGAACAUCUUAUGGGGGUGGUUGUUGUGACUGUGGCGAUGUAGAAGCUUGGAAACAAGAUCCUUACUGUCAAACUCAUAAGCUUGGUUUAGAGAAAAAACAUGUUAACUUAAACUUGUUAACAAGUGAUAUGGAGAAACGAGCUCAUUUAAUUUUUGAAAUUGUUCUUGGUUAUGCUCGUAUAUUACUUACUUUAGAACACCCUCCUAUGUUACCUGCUGAAUUGGAUUCUGAUGAGAUGUUAGAUGAUUUAUAUAGUAUUUAUAAUAAUCAAGAAGACCGUUUUUGUACAGUUCUUUAUAAUGAUGAGACACAUACAUUUGAUCAAGUUAUAACAACUCUUACUAGAUUCAUUAAAUGCCCACAACGAGAAUCCAUUGAUUAUGUAACAUCUAUUGAUCGAGAAGGUAGAGCAGUUGUUAAAUGUGCUGGUUUUGUGCAAUGUAAAGACCUAAAAGAAGAAAUCGAAAAAUUUACAUCACGUCAUGGGGGUAAACCUUUGAAAACAGUUGUAGUUCAUUCUCAUGUUAUUGCCCAUCAAAUAUAUGCACUUAGAUUGUUGACAUGGAUGCAGAAUUUACUAGGUUAUUCAGAACGUUUAAGAGCAGUAUUUUCAAGUGUUGUACUUGCAUCUACACCAUCAGAAGGUUGUAUUAUAGAAAGCAUAUUACGAAAAGAUACUGUUUUAUGGAAAUCAGCAAGACUACACUGGCAUAAACUUUUUAUUGCUGGUAUGUUUAUAGAAUAUGAGAAUAAAAAAGAAUUUGCUAAGGUGUUUACCAAAAAUUACGGUGCAAUUAUGAAGGACUUCAUUAAUGAUGAUCAUGAUUAUUCAUAUUCUGUUGCUUCAUUGGGUGUACAAAUAUUUACUGUACCUACUUUAGCUAAUUAUUUAAUGGCACAUCAUGACGUUCUAUAUCAGCUUUUAAAUACAUUUUUAUCAGAGUGUUCACAUAAAGUAAAUAAACAAGGCAAGUUAGAAUUUGAACGAAAUACAUCAACUUUGCCGUUCAAAAGAGCACAGCAUGUUCUUGGAGAUAUUCGUUAUCUUUUAGGUUGUGUACCUGAUACAUGGAAUCCUGAAUUAAGAGUAUCGUUUUGUCAUGCAGUUUCAUUGGUCCUUAAGAUACUUAAUUAUAUGCAAAAUAUGGAUACCGUUACUAGGCAAGUAGGUCAACAUAUGGAGUAUGAACCAGAAUGGGAAACAGCAUUCAACUUGCAUAUUAAAUUGAGGCCAUUAAUAACCAAAAUUCUAUUAUGGUGUGGAUCAGAUAGUAUCGUUUUAAAAAAAGUGUACAGGAUGACUUUAAAAAAAAUUUGGGAGAAUCCAAUUUUAGAUCCUCAAAGAGAAACUGUAGUUAAAGAAUUGAUUGAUUAUAAAGUUACUUGUAUUGAUUAUGAUGUAUCAACUGAAGCUGUAUCUAUACAUCUUCCACUUUCUAGAUUUCUUGCUGGAUUACAUUUAUGUCUAGACCGUUAUGGUCUAAGUUUUGAUCAUUCUGAGUUACAGACUACAAGACAGUCUCCUGAGCAGAUUAUUGAACCAGUUCUUCGUGCUCUCGUUUUAAUAUCACAAGUGCAUGCAGGAAUGUGGAGACGCAAUGGAUAUUCACUUUUAAACCAAAUUUAUUUGUAUCAUAAUUCUAAAUGUCGUGUGGAAAUGUUAGAUAAGGAUAUUGUUAUACUUCAAAUGGGUGCAUCCUUAAUUGAUAGUAAUGAAUUUUUAAUUCAUGUGUUAAACAAGUUUAAUUUAUUAAAAUGGGCACAACCCAAUUACGAACUUAACCUAUUAAAUGGAUCAGAAGAUGAAUCUAUACGCCAAACAAUUAGUUUGGUCGAAGAAUUUUUAACUCUUAUAAUCACUAUAGUUGGUGAAAGAUAUACACCUGGUGUUGGAAAAGUGACCUUUGAUGAUUGUAUAAAAAAAGAAGUAAUACAACAGUUAUGUGUGGAACCUAUGCCUCAUUCAGAAUUAAAUAAAACACUCUUAAACCUUAUUGAAGAUGAAGAAUGUUUAGAAAAAGUUAUACAUGACGUUGCUGAUUUUAAAAAAACUAGAGGUAGAGGUGUUUAUGAAUUAAAGCCAAUUUUUUAUGAUGACUAUAAUGUAUUUUUCUAUCAUUAUUCACGAGAAGAAAUGUCUAAAUCUGAAGAAGAACAAAGAAAACGGAGAAAAGCAGCAGGGGAAUUAGAGUGUUGUCCUCCACCCAAAUUACCAUUAUUCAGUGAUGCUUUUGCAAAGAUUGCCAAUUUAUUGCAAUGUGAUAUUAUGUUUUAUAUUAUGAGAUUGAUAUUAGAUAGAACCGUAAAUUUAAGAAGUAGAAGUUUUUCUGAAUCUCAACUUCAUAAAGUUCUUCAUCUUAUUGGUUAUGCUCUUCAUGAAGAAGAAAAUCAAAAAAGUCCAUCAUUUACAUUUACAGAACGUUCUGAAUCUUAUGGUAUAGAAGUUGCAUUAGAUGAGCUUAGGCGUAGCCCUAGAGUUGAAGCUUAUAAAGACUUGGCUAUAUGGACACUAAAUAAGUUUAAACAAGUAUCUGCACCAAGAAGAAAGUGUGAUAAAACUGAAUCAGUAGAAAAAGAAGUUGAAAACAUGGAAGGUGUGAAAAGUGUAGAUGUAGAAUUAGAAAAACAAAAAAGAGCUAAAUUAGCAGCUGAUAGAAGAGCUACUGUUAUGGCUCAGAUUGCACAAAUGCAGAACAAUUUUAUGAAAGAUAACGCUACAUUGUUUGAUAAUACACCUACUUAUUCAGAAUCAAUUAGUAUGGAUAUCCUAGAAAAUACUAGUGAACCUUCUGUUGCUCUAGGUCCACAUCAAACUAAAUCUAGUACUUUUGAUAAUAGAUAUACAUGUAUUUUGUGUCAAGAAGAACAAUUGGUGACCCAUGAUAGCCAAGCAAUGGUUUUAGCUACAUUUGUACAAAAAUCGACUGUUCUUUGUCAAGCAAGAAAUAAUUCAGAAAAUUUUGCUGAUAACUCUUCUGACCCGUAUUAUAUACCAUUAAAUUUUGGUCCUUCUCCUUAUAUUUCCACCUGUGGACAUGUUAUGCAUGUUUCUUGUUGGCAAAGACAUUUUGAUAUGAUUCUAGCCAAAGAGAACAGAAGACCUUAUCGAUUAAGACAUUCUUUGAGUUUUGACGUGCAUAAAAAUGAGUAUCUCUGUCCACUUUGUGAAGGACUUUGUAAUACUGUCUUACCAUUGUUACCACCAAUUUCAAGUUUUACCGAGCCAGAGAACAUGAAAACUUUUGAAAAUUUAACAUUUGAAAAUUGGUUAGAAGGAUUAAAUAUGGCGCUUAAACAAAGUAAAGUUGUCAAGCCAAAAACUCCUGAAGUAUCUCAAUCACAACCAUCUGUUGCUCAACAAUCAACAAGUCCAGAACCUGAAAGACGUCGUCCUACUCGGAGAGAUGUUUCAUUACAAUUACAGCCUGCUAAUAAUUUAGCUCAGGUGAUUGUUGUACGAGAUAAUAUUGAAAUACCUCAUGAUGAAGAUGAAGACGAAGAAGAAGUUUUGCCACCGUCAAACCAAUUCUCCAUAGGAACUAAUGAUUUUAUUAUGCAAAUACUGAUGUUUGACAAAUCGUCCCCAAAAGCUGUACCUAAAGUAUCGGUAUAUAAAAACAGUGAACUUUCAACUAGCUUAGUUGAUACUAUAUUAAAAUUUGCUCAUACUACUUAUUCAAAAGCCACUGGUAUCACUAAUCCACAUCCUGAUAACAAUCAAAUCCCAUUAAUGACAUGGAAAGCAUGUGCAUACACUAUACAUUCAAAUGAAGUGAUUCUUCGCUAUAAAAACAAACCAUUACUUGGUGAAUUCUCUUCUCGACAAAAAGAUUGUCUAGAAGCAUUGGUUCGGGUUUCAGGAAUUCUCAGUUCAACUUGGAAAAAAGAACAUGAAAUCAAUUUACAUGCUCUUCGCCUUUUAUCCUUGGCCGUUGAUAAUGGUGGAAAUAAUUCAAUCGGAAUACUCGAUUGGGAUGCUUUUGGAAUGUUAGUUUCAUUGACUAUGACUCUUCCUAGCUUGUACUAUACUGAAGUGCCUGGCCCAGCACCUAGAGGAACUAUGCUAGAUUUCCAUACACUACUUUUAAUGUUCAUUUCAAAUUUAGUACAAAUUAUAUUAACCAUGAAUAUCUAUGUGGAAGAAGUUGAUGUGCUUCCUCAACUGGCGGAAUGUGACGAUGAAGACACGUAUUGUUUAGCUAAAUUAGUUGAAAAGCUUCGUGGUAUUAAAAUUGAGAACACAGAAUGUGUUUGGAAUGAAAUAAAAUGUCGUUCUAUACCGUUUUUGCGAAGUUGUUGUUUGUUUUACCAUUUCCUAACUGGUGUUCCAGCAUCAUCGGGUUCCUUAUUAAAUGGCAUUGGAGUUGAUUACCCUAGUUUGUGUGCUUAUUUGGGAUUACCUAUUACGUGUAAAGAAAUAUUAGACAAACCAUAUGUUGAAGCAUUGAUAGAUAAAUGGUGUGAAAAUGAUAAGGUAAUAAGAAUAAAACAAGGUGAAAAAUUGCAGUUUAGAGAUUGGUUGCAUAUCAAUCGAUUAGUACAUCUACCAGAUGAUUAUAGUGAAUUGAUCAACACAGUAUCAAUGUUUACCUGUCCAAAUAGUGAUCAUGAAGAUUCGAGAAAUCCAACUAUGUGUUUGGUGUGUGGAGCAAUGCUAUGUUCUCAAAGUUACUGUUGUCAAACUGAAGUCAAACGUGUUGCUGUUGGAGCAUGUUCUGGCCAUGCUUACACAUGUGGUUGUGGAGUUGGAGUUUUCUUACGUGUACGCGAGUGUGAAGUUUUAUUGUUAGCCACUUUAAAUAAAGGAAGCUUUAUAAUGCCACCAUAUUUGGAUGAAUAUGGUGAAACUGAUCAAGGCCUAAAACGUGGGAACCCAUUGUACCUUUGUAAAGAACUGUAUCAAAGAUUAGAAUUACUUUGGCUGAGUCAUGGGUUACAUGAAGAAAUAUCUAGGUAUUUAGACUCAACACAAAAUCUAAUACCUAUCACUUGGCAACACAUGUAAAUUUAUAAAUGUUAUUCUACCCUUACCUGUCUGAUUGUGACUAUGUUAAUAUACUCUAUCAUAAAUAAUUAUUGUUUUAAUAAAAAUUUUUUUCUAACACUGCAAGUGAUAGGACUGUGUAUGUAUAUAA
This is a messenger RNA of Melanaphis sacchari, 6167 nucleotides long. RefSeq names its product E3 ubiquitin-protein ligase UBR2 (gene Ubr1). The transcript has 3 exons. Gene Ontology annotation, molecular function: zinc ion binding; ubiquitin protein ligase activity. Gene Ontology annotation, cellular component: cytoplasm; ubiquitin ligase complex. Bases 587 to 6037 code for a protein of 1816 amino acids. The record is from RefSeq and is a predicted model, not a curated record. NCBI's taxonomy places the organism in Eukaryota, Metazoa, Arthropoda, Insecta, Hemiptera, Aphididae. Gene Ontology annotation, biological process: protein ubiquitination; ubiquitin-dependent protein catabolic process via the N-end rule pathway.